This is a messenger RNA of Knipowitschia caucasica, 1014 nucleotides long. The record is from the annotation of a GenBank genome assembly. NCBI's taxonomy places the organism in Eukaryota, Metazoa, Chordata, Actinopteri, Gobiiformes, Gobiidae.
AUGGAGGAAAGUGAAAGAAAGCAUGGGAAAUCUGACAGCAAAGAGAAGAAAUCUACACCCGGGACCUGCACUCCGGAGCCCGCACAAGCCACAACCAGUGCAGCCGCGGAGGGGGACGAAACCGACGUGUGCUCGGAGAAGUUCGACCCGAUGCUCGCCUUGUACUCUCCCACCGUCACACUGCCUUUCCCCAACGCCCUGUGCCUCAAUAAUCUGGCCGCCUACGAGAGCGCUCUGAAGGGUAGCAGGGCGAGGGGAGCCAAGCCCGAGAAUGUGGAGAGACGGCGAAGAAAAGCCAUGAAAGGAGUGGCGGACCCGGAGAGGAUCGAGCGGCUGAAGAAGCUCAUGGUGAACAACCCGGUGGACCCGGAGAGCAGCGGAGCUCAGCGGGGCCGCAGGAAGAGCAAGCCGGUGAAGAACGUUCUCACAAGGAUGACAGUGUGCGAGGGCAGUCCUCUGGGGGAACUCUACAGAUAUAUUCAGGAACGAAUCCGGGUCAGAGUCCACAUCAGGACCUUCAAGGGGCUCCGAGGCAUCUGCUCCGGCUUCAUUGUUGCCUUUGACAGGUUCUGGAAUAUGGCCAUGGUUGACGUGGAUGAGACGUACAGAGAGCCUCUCCUGGGACAGGCGUUCUACCAUGAGAAGGCGCUCACUGUUACAAGGUUGUUUGAGAAGCUGAAGUUACAGGAAAGUUUGGAAGCAGAAGAACCAUCAAAAACGGCAACAACCAAAGUAAAGGAGAGUGAAUCGCAGAGCACGGCCAGCAAAGGAGCGGCCUCAAAGGAUCGAAAGGAAGUCCCACAUAAAUACGGCAAAGUGCGCACACGACACAUCAACCAGCUCUUCAUCCGCGGGGAGAAUGUGGGUGCUGUGUUGUCCAGCAGGUGGCAGCAGAAGGCCGUGCGUCAUGUGCGUGAGUCCAUUGUCAUCGCUUGUCCCUUUAUGUCCCGCUCCUGUGUUAGUUUGAGCAGAGAUGACAGCGCGGUCUCAGCGGGCUUCAUAAAUGCAUUAUGA